Molecule: messenger RNA, 1132 nt
Organism: Nelumbo nucifera (sacred lotus)
Lineage: Eukaryota; Viridiplantae; Streptophyta; Magnoliopsida; Proteales; Nelumbonaceae
Source: RefSeq, a predicted model, not a curated record
UUCUUCUUCUUCUUCUUCUUCUCUCUUGAGCUCGUAACUUUGUAAAUCGAUCUGCUCCGAAACAACUCAGUCCCUGGCGAUUGUGAAUGGUUGAAACAAUAAGUAAUUUAAUGCUUUUCUCUUCCUCUGCGAGGGCAACCGCGCGAACCCAAUCCGCGCAGUUAUCCUCCUCGAGCGACUCCAUCCUCUGCUUCCUUCACCUUCACCACCUCCUCUCUUUCUCCUUUGGCUCCUGCAAGGAAGGCUGGUACUACCGCUGCCUCGGCGUGGAUCCCUGAACCAAUAACUUUCCUCCUUUUUCCUUCCUCACCGCCUUCUCUCAUCCUACCCAUCUCUUUCUUUUUGAUUCUUUCGAUUGAAAUCAAUUUCUUCGCUUUGAUCCUCCUGUUCUCUUGGUUGGUUUUCAUCUUUCGACGAGAGGAAUCAUUGAAAGGCAAUUAAAAAAUGCAGAUGUUGCUCCAUAAGCAGAAGAAGAAUCCUCACAGCAGCAAAGGCAACCGCCUCCUGAUUACCGUCAAUGUCUUGGGCAGCGCCGGACCGCUCCGGUUCCUCGUCAAUGAGGAUGAGCUUGUCGCGGCGGUUAUCGACACCACUCUUAAGUCCUACGCUCGCGAGGGUCGUCUCCCCGUUCUUGGCUCCGAUCUCAACAACUUCCGCCUCUACUCCGCUAAUGCCGGAACCGAUGCUUUAAGUCAUUGGGAAACCAUUGGAUCUCGCGGCGGAAGGAAUUUCGUGCUUUUCAAGAAGCCGCAGCGGCAGCUGGAGGCGACGAAAGGAAACAUAAUUGCAAGGAAGGGGAGUAGCAGAUGGAAGGCAUGGCUUCACAGGUCCUUGAACCUGAAAAUAUCGUCUCAUUGAAAUUUGAAUUGAAUUGAACUAAAUUGGUCUCUAGGAAUAACCAUGGAGAAUGAGCAACAACAAACUCUCUUCAUUGUUUAGAGAGGUCUUAGUCUCUCUGUUCCUGGAUUUCCAUUGAGUUAUGGUUGACCCAUUUUCUGCUAGAUUGAGUUGUAAAUACCCUUUUGAUUGCUUUAUCUGGUUUGGUUUCUUUGGUCCAGAGAAUGACAAUCUCCUCCAUGUAAUAAAGAUGUAUCCUUAUUGGAGCUUUAAUAAGAAUUGGAGAUCAAUUGGU